Sipha flava (yellow sugarcane aphid) is the source of this 1627-nucleotide messenger RNA. It is a transcript of the gene qless, whose product is annotated as decaprenyl-diphosphate synthase subunit 1. The record is from RefSeq and is a predicted model, not a curated record. The transcript has 8 exons. Gene Ontology annotation, cellular component: transferase complex; mitochondrion. The coding region runs from base 229 to 1449 and encodes 406 amino acids. Lineage: Eukaryota; Metazoa; Arthropoda; Insecta; Hemiptera; Aphididae. Gene Ontology annotation, biological process: isoprenoid biosynthetic process; ubiquinone biosynthetic process. Gene Ontology annotation, molecular function: prenyltransferase activity.
UCGUUAGCGUGAGGAAAUGUGAAGAGGUGGCGUACCGAACGGAAAGGAACGGCCCGCGGAGAUUCCCCGGCGCGCGCGACUUCUUGCACGCUCGGCUCCUCUCGAUUGUGCCGUUAUGAGUGGCGGCCACAGUCGCCGGCCGAUCAGUGUCCGUGUGUAAGGCCGACCAACAAGUCGCUGCGGUUCGGUCGCCGAUGGUGUUGAACACGUCUCGUCCAGUUCAGUGCUAUGGCUUCGCGUAUAACGUCCGGUGCCCGGUUGUGCGUUCGCGCCAGUAUCGAUAAGCUCGUGUGCAAUUUGUCCAGGAGCCGUCACCACAGCACCGUGGCCGCUAAUGACAUGGCUGUUGGUCCCCGGUCUGACAGGUUACAAUGUUACCAGAAACAAUUAAACCGAAUAAGAUCGGAUCAUCAAAGGAAUCACUGCCGGCGUUUUACUACUUUACAAGAUACAGAUACAGAUUCUCUGUCUUCUAUCGACCCAUAUAGACUGCUAGAUGAUGACCUCAGAGAUGUAUACACCGACAUCAGACAGGAACUCGAACUGAACACUAAUCAAGAUGAGCUACGAACGAUAGCUACAUAUUACUUUGAUGGGCAAGGAAAAGCCCUCAGGCCAAUGGUGGCUAUCCUUAUGGCGCAUGCCAUAAAUUACCAUAUGAAUAAUAAUGGUUUGGACAAAAAACAAAGAGAAGUAGCCAUGAUUGCGGAAAUGAUACAUUCUGCUUCCUUAAUUCAUGACGAUGUUAUUGAUCAAUCCGACUUUCGUCGAGGAAAGCCUAGUGUAAAUGCACUUUGGAGUCACAAAAAAGUAGCCAUGGCUGGUGAUUAUAUAUUGGCAGUAACGUCUAUGAUGAUCGCUAGACUUAACCACAAUGACGUCACGAUCACACUUAGUCAAAUCAUCACUGACUUGGUUCAAGGAGAAUUCAUGCAGCUCGGCUCCAAAGAGACUGAGAACGAAAGAUUUGCUCACUACUUAACGAAAACAUACAGAAAAACAGCUAGUCUUAUAGCUAAUUCAGUAAAAGCUGAGGCAAUGCUAGCCGGUGCCGAUGACAAACUAGUCGAUGUAACGUUCGAAUACGGUCGUAACAUAGGCCUGGCGUUCCAGUUGGUCGACGAUCUGUUAGAUUUCGUGUCCAGCAAAGAUGCCAUGGGCAAACCGACCGCAGCCGAUUUGAAACUAGGCUUAGCUACCGCUCCUGUUCUGUUCGCCUGCGAAAAGUACCCGGAGUUGAAUGCCAUGAUAAUGCGACGGUUCCAGGAACCAGGUGAUGCGGAACGCGCCUUUGAGUUGGUGCACAAAUCGCAGGGCCUCGAGCAGACGCGGUUCCUUGCCAAAAAACACUGUCUCGAAGCAACGCGAUUGGCCGGCAAGAUCGCCGAGUCGCCGUAUCAAAAGUCUCUGCUGGUCGUACCCGACCUAAUAGUGAAUCGCAUGAAAUAAUAACGACAUCCGUGCGAUGGCGGCGGUGAUUCCACUGUGUGCUCUUCCGCGGGUGUACUAUAGUGUAUGCGAAUAUUUAGUUUAUUACUAUUAAAAAAUCGUAACGGCGAACCGGUUAUUAUACAACUAGUCCCGAUUCUUUGACAAAAAUAUAAAAAUAAAAAAACCAUAAAAAAAA